Penicillium psychrosexuale is the source of this 960-nucleotide messenger RNA. RefSeq lists its product as uncharacterized. The transcript has 3 exons. Lineage: Eukaryota; Fungi; Ascomycota; Eurotiomycetes; Eurotiales; Aspergillaceae. The record is from RefSeq and is a predicted model, not a curated record. The coding region runs from base 1 to 960 and encodes 319 amino acids. Gene Ontology annotation, molecular function: nucleic acid binding.
AUGGGCGAUAAGCGCAAACUCGUGCAGGAUGAGGUCGUCGAGCCCGAGGGCAAGAAGAUGAAGAAGGAGAAGAAGGACAAGAAAGACAAGAAGGAAAAGAAGGAAAAGCGCAAGUCGCAAGAGGAGUCCGAGGUUGUCGCUCCCGCUGAAACUGCUGCUCCGGCACAGGAAGAGGUGAAGGAGAAGAAGGACAAGAAGGACAAGAAGGACAAAUCUGAGAAGAAAGACAAGUCCGAGAAGAAGGACAAGUCCGAGAAGAAGGACAAGUCCGAGAAGAAGGAGAAGCGCAAGGCCGAGGAGACCGACGCCGAGCCUGCUGCUCCCUCCGAGGACGCUAUGGAUAUUGAGGUGAUCCCUGCCGAGAAGGCGGACGGCGAUAAGAAGGAGAAGAAAGACAAGAAGAAGGACAAGAAGGAGAAAAAGCAGAAGAAGGAGAAGACCGAGCCCGCUGCUGAGACCGAAGAAGAGCCUACCGCUGAAUCUGCGGAGGGCGAGCAAGCCCAGAAGAGUUCCCGCUUCAUCUGCUUUGUCGAACCCCCGGCCACAAUCCGCGUCGCAACCAAGAAAGAAGACCCCAAGAAGUGCCGCGGUUUCGCAUUCAUCGAGUUUGACAACUACGACCGCAUGAAGACCUGUCUCAAGUUGUACCACCACUCCAACUUCGACGACGGAAAGUACCCACCCCGACGCAUGAACGUCGAGCUGACUGCUGGUGGCGGCGGCGCCAAGUCCGAACAUCGCAAUGCCAAGAUCCAGGCCAAGAACGAGAAGCUCAAUGAGGAGCGCCAGCGCCAGGCUAAGGAUAUCCAGAAGGACAAGAGGAAGCACGAGAAGAAGGCUGCCCCGGCUGGCGGCUCCGGUGCGAAUGCUGCUGGCCUGGACGGCGCAGCCGACAACGCUGGCAGCGCUGCCAACGAUCAGUGGGCUGGUCUGCACCCUAGCCGCAGAGGCCGAAUGUAA